Molecule: messenger RNA, 963 nt
Organism: Erigeron canadensis
Lineage: Eukaryota; Viridiplantae; Streptophyta; Magnoliopsida; Asterales; Asteraceae
Product: 11-beta-hydroxysteroid dehydrogenase-like 2
Exons: 6
Coding region: 4-963 (319 amino acids)
Molecular function (GO): oxidoreductase activity
Source: RefSeq, a predicted model, not a curated record
GAUAUGAUUCACAUAAUUUUGAAUAUUAUUGUUCCUGUCUUUUCCAUAAUUUUCUUUAUUUUUUGGGUGCCUGGAUUUUGGUUAUCUAAUGUGAUGAGAAGAUGCUAUAAAUCUGUGUAUCCUGAAGAGCUCUCAGGCAAAGUUAUACUUAUUACUGGAGCUUCAUCUGGCAUUGGUGAGCAUUUGGCUAUUGAGUUUGCGAAAGAGGGGGCGUAUCUAGCAUUAGUAGCACGACGGGAGAAACAACUUCGCUUGGUAGCCCAAAAUGCUAAGGCAAUGGGGUCGCCAGAUGUAAUCGUGUUACCAGCCGAUAUUUCCAAAAUUGACGAUUGUAAAACAUUUGUGUAUCGAACGAUCAAACAUUUCGGUAAAUUGGAUUACCUUGUAAACAAUGCUGGUGUCAGUUCACUUGGUUUUUUCGAAGAACAAAGUUGUUUCCACAAUCAUGCUUCAGUCUUGGACAUAAACUUUUGGGGAUCCGUUUAUACUACACAUUUUGCACUUCCGUAUUUGAAGAGGAACAAAGGAAAAAUAAUAGCUAUUUGUUCUACUGCAAGUUGGUUCGUAGGUCCAAGAUUAUGCUUCUACAACGCAAGUAAAGCGGCGAUGCUAAGUUUCUUUGAAACGUUGAGGAUUGAGGUCGAUUCAGAUAUUGAUAUAAUUGUAGUAACGCCGGGAAUGGUCAAGACGAACUUAACCUUGGAUACAAAAUUAGAGAAGGGAAAUGCAUUAUGGAUACCAGCUCUAUCAUCUAGUACGUGUGCUAAGGAUAUCGUCAAUUGUGCCAAACGCGGAGAUAACUAUCUUACAAAUCCUUUUUGGAUGAAGACGGUGUUCUUAUGGAAGAUGUUGUGUCCUACGGUUCUAAACGCGACUAUGAAACUCGUGUUCAUAUCUAGGGCGCCGGAUAGUUCGUCAAAGAAAAGCAAUACCUUACAACCAGAUUUCAACUUAACCUCUUGA